AUGUACAACCUCUUCUUCUUCGUUUUUAGUUUAGUUGCUUUUAAUAGCAAAGGUCCAUUAAUAUACGGAUUAUUGUUAUUAGAUAUAAUUAAAAGAAGUUCAAGUUUAUAAAAUAUAAUUAAAUCAAUUACUAGAAAUUUAAAGAACUUGUUCCUUUUUUCAUAUUUAGGAUGUAUUAUUAUGUAUAUUUAUGGAAUAUGGGCAUACAGUUCUUUCAAAGAUUAUUAUGAUGAAACUCAUCAUGCUUAUAGCGAUUCUUUUAUUUUAACUGUUACUUCUACAAUUAAAGAAUCUCUAAGAAAUGGUGGAGGUGUAUCAGAAGCUUUAAAACCUAUGGCAUAUUCAUAAGAAGUUUAAGGCUAUUGGGAAUUAAUAAAAAUACUAUAAAUGGAAUUUUGGAAGAAGGUUGGGAAUACCAUAUUUAUCUUCAACACAAUUUAUACCAUUUAAUAUUUUAUAUGA
This is a messenger RNA of Ichthyophthirius multifiliis, 462 nucleotides long. RefSeq lists its product as hypothetical. Gene Ontology annotation, cellular component: membrane. Gene Ontology annotation, biological process: transmembrane transport; calcium ion transport. Gene Ontology annotation, molecular function: monoatomic ion channel activity. The transcript is spliced from 2 exons. The record is from RefSeq and is a predicted model, not a curated record. Lineage: Eukaryota; Ciliophora; Oligohymenophorea; Hymenostomatida.